This is a messenger RNA of Miniopterus natalensis, 1241 nucleotides long. The record is from RefSeq and is a predicted model, not a curated record. NCBI's taxonomy places the organism in Eukaryota, Metazoa, Chordata, Mammalia, Chiroptera, Miniopteridae.
UGUUGGAUCAAGCAAAUGAAAACACCCACCGUUUCUCCCCUUUCUUGCGGAGGAGGUAGCAACUGUGGUCCUGCCUUUAGGGCCUGGCUCCCGGGCGCGGCCCUCGGGCGGACGGAGCCGGCGGCCGGCGGUGGCGUAGGCGCACGACGUUUCGGGAACCAGCGGGUCCUGGUAGAGCCGGACCCCGCCGCAGGGAUCGCUGUGAUGAAGCUCAGGAACCCCCCAGUCAACAGCCUCAGCCUAGAGUUGCUGACGGAGUUGGUCAUCAGCCUAGAGAAGCUGGAGAACGACAAGACCUUCCGAGGAGCUAUCUUGACUUCGGACUGCCCUGGGGUCUUCUCCGCCGGCCUAGACCUGACGGAAAUGUGUGGGAGGAACCCAGCGCACUAUGCUGAGUACUGGAAGGCUGUGCAGGAGUUGUGGUUGCGGCUCUACACGUCCAACCUGGUGCUGAUUUCCGCCAUCAGUGGAGCCAGCCCUGCUGGAGGCUGCCUGAUGGCCCUCUGCUGCGACUACCGGGUCCUGGCUGACAACCCCAAAUGUGUCAUUGGGCUGAAUGAGACCCUGCUGGGCAUUGUUGCCCCUUUCUGGUUUAAAGAUACCCUUGUGAACACCAUUGGGCACCGUGCCUCAGAGCGUGCUCUGCAGCUGGGGUUGCUCUUCCCACCAGCAGAGGCCCUCCAGGUGGGCCUGGUGGACAAGGUAGUGCCUGAGGACAAGGUGCAGAGCACAGCGCUCUCAGUGAUGGCCCAGUGGAUGGCCAUUCCAGAUCACGCUCGACAGCUGACCAAGAGCAUGAUGCGAAAGCCUACAGCAGACUACUUGGUGAAACAUCGGGACUCAGACAUCAAGAAUUUUGUCAGUUUCAUCUCCAGAGACUCCAUCCAGAAGUCCUUGCAGAUGUACUUAGAAAAGCUCAAACAGAAGAAGGGCUAAUGGUGGGGUUGCGCACGCGGGGUUCAGGCACAUGCACCCCUCUGGGGCCCUCUGGUCCCAAGGGGUUUGUAACAAGGUAUUUUCCAAUUCAGACGUCCUUUCAGCUCUUUGUUUUGCCGAUCUUCCCAGAAGGCCCUGUUCCUUUCAGCCAGGGCGUAAGGCCCACCACUGCAUGUGAGUGGGCAGGGCAGGGUUGGUGGGCAGUGUCUGGGUUUAGGGAUUAUGAACUGGCAGGUGGACCUAUUCUGGACCUUGGCAGUGUCACCACUGAGUGUCUCCUUUCCCAAAGAAUUGUAACUAAAGCC